AUGAGCAUUUCUGAGAAGGACUCCUAUCCUCGUUUCACCAAGAACAGUGACACACCGAUUGGAAAGAGUUCAAUCCCGUCUCGGCUCGAUGAAAUUCAGGAUAAUCGUAGGCUUAAUCGAAUAGAUAAGGUGAAAAGGAUCGUAAGAAAAGCGGAAUGGCCGACUCGACACGAAGUUCGGCGAGAGUUGUGGCGCGUUCUCUGUCAUAGUAAGGAUUACGAUAGUAGCAAAGCUUUAUAUCGUUCCGAACUCGAAGAGACUGCUAGGAAUGGAACGAAAGCGCACCAACCUCAGUUUCUUUGCGAGGAAGGCGUAGUGGUGAACAACUUUGAUUUGAACGAGCAAGGAGCAGUCCGAUUGCUCCGCCUGCUCACAGUAAUUGAACAGUUACGUCCUGAAAUUAGUUCUGCACCAAUGCUUUAUCCGUUAUGUGCUCUCAUGCUUCACUACUUAGAAGACGACGACGUCUUUGCAUGUGUGCAGCAUCUACUUGUUUCUAAGGGUUAUUUAAUGACCUCACCUGUACAGUGGUCUGCUUCAUCCUACACUAUUUUAUCGCUUCUAAAAAAGCACAAACCACAUGCAUACGCAAUGUUGAAACGGGAAAUUGGCACCACCGAUGAUUCAAUAUUGGUUAAAGCGGUGCGUGAAUCUGAACUCCGAGAUUGGCUUUCAUGGAUUUUCAAUGGACUUCCGUUAAAUCAUGUUGUACGAAUCGUAGAUUGUUAUUUGGUAGAGGGUCAUAAAUUUGUCACCAGAGCAGCAAUUGCUAUAAUUUACAUGUGGGCAAAGUCAUUAAAGAAUCGUCCACAUGAAGAAAUGCAUGGCAAAUCUCAAGAAGAGCGAAUAGAAGCUGUUAAAAUGGAGUUGGCGAAUACAGCACAGCAGAUACAGAUCUCUGCGGAAAGCUUUAUUCAAACAGCGACCCGUAUCAGAAACUUACAAAGCUCAACAAUAACGCGACUUCAAGUGCAGUUUGAGAAUAAGUUACGUGAAGAAGUCAGUCGGCGGCAGUCGCAGAAACGAGGUUUGCCAAGGAGAACUGGUCAUUUAUACACUCAGCCGUUUUCCUCAGCAAUAGUUGAUCAAGAUGUCGAAAAACCAGCACAGAUUGAUGUCUCUGAAUUUAAUAAAGAGCUUUUCGACGAACAUAUUUACGCCGUUAACGUUUUUUUCUUUUCAAUAGAGGCUGCUGCUGAAAUCAUGUCAGCGCUACCCCCUCGUCUCCAGCUGGAGACACCAAAGCUAUUGUUCCGAUUGAGCAAUGAUGGUGCAAGUUUUACUCAUCUAUGGAGCAAGAUAGAUUGUGCAGAACAGUCGCUAAUACUGAUAAGAACCACGAAGAGUGAGAAAUUCGGCGCAUAUUGUAGUUCCUCAUGGGCAGAAAGGAAUGAUCGUCGUGAGCGCUCCAAGUCGAAGUAUUUUGGCACAGGAGAAUCCUUCAUCUGGGUGCUCGAUAGAGAGCUUGGACUUCCAAUAAUAUAUGGAUGGGUAGGAAAUAACAAUGAGAAUGCCGACGCUUCUCCCCAGAUGUUUAUGGCAGCUGGUGACAAAUUAUUGGUGAUUGGUUCCGGUGAUGGCGAUGCUAUACGUAUUUCUGAAGAACUAACGCAUGGUAUGUCCUCAGCAUGUCGCACUUUUGGAAGCCCUGCUCUGGUCUGGGUGAUGAGCACCCCUACGAUUCAGAAUCGCUUCUAUGAUCUAGUUCAUUUCGUUUUUCCGAGAAAUUGCUUCGAAGAGUUGAUUAUUAACUUUAACAUAUUUCAUCCAACAUGUCCACAAAUAGUGUUAAGUCGCGUGCUUGGAAUCGGCAUCACAUUCGCUUCAGCGAUUCUCUUCGUACCGCAGAUUCUUAAGAUAUUCAAUGCAAAAAACGCUAAGGGAAUUUCAAUCAUUUCGCAACUUCUCGCAUUUAUGGCAGCCGCAGGGACUGCUUCAUACAGUUUCAAUCAGGGUUUUGUUUUCAGUCAAUAUGGUGACUCAUUCUUCAUAGCUCUUCAACUGAUGAUAAUUGUUAUGCAAAUAUUGUACUAUUCGGACUCUAGUGCAUAUGCUUUCGCGUUUUUUGCUUUCUGCUGGGCUUCUGUUUUUGCCGUGAUCGGAAACUACGUUCCAACACAAAUCCUCACUGCACUGCAAGCGUUGGCCAUCCCGAUUGUAGUGGCAUCUAAAUCGAUUCAAAUUUUGCAAAACUACAAGGAUCGAAGCACAGGUCAAUUAUCACUCGUUUCGUCGUCGUUGCAAUUGGCAGGUACAAUUGCUCGAGUGUUCACAUCCGUACAGGAGACUGGUGAUAAUCUACUGAUCAUUGCGUAUACACUCUCUGCUGUUCUCAAUGCAGUUCUGUUUGUACAGUUCUUUCUGUACUGGAAUGAUGCAAAGCGUAAGAAAGUGCAUUAG
Messenger RNA from Angiostrongylus costaricensis, 2400 nucleotides. The record is from the annotation of a GenBank genome assembly. Lineage: Eukaryota; Metazoa; Nematoda; Chromadorea; Rhabditida; Metastrongylidae.